Gekko japonicus is the source of this 1851-nucleotide messenger RNA. RefSeq names its product peripheral plasma membrane protein CASK. Bases 325 to 1851 code for a protein of 508 amino acids. Gene Ontology annotation, biological process: protein phosphorylation. Gene Ontology annotation, cellular component: neuron projection; cytoplasm. The transcript is spliced from 15 exons. Gene Ontology annotation, molecular function: calcium/calmodulin-dependent protein kinase activity; ATP binding; calmodulin binding. The record is from RefSeq and is a predicted model, not a curated record. NCBI's taxonomy places the organism in Eukaryota, Metazoa, Chordata, Lepidosauria, Squamata, Gekkonidae.
GAGGGUGUGGAGAAAGGUGAGGACCUGGCGGCGGCAGCAGGAACCAGAGUGCCGGAGACACGCGGGUGGAGGCUGAGGCCCGCAGAAGGAAGGAACAAGGAGCGGCGGCGGCAGCAGCUGGAGGGAUUCCCGGCGUGGCCCCUAGCAUCUCCUGGGCGGAUUUUGUCUGUGGCGUGUGAAGCGAGAGGGAUUUAACGCGGUAGUGACUAUCGGCGGCGGCGGCGGUGGUGGCGGCGCGUAGUGCGGGAAGCGCGGAGGGGAUCGUGCCCGCGCCCCCCCUCCCGCCUCGGCCGCCUGUGUGGCUAAUUCUCCCCUAUCUGGACCAUGGCCGACGACGACGUGCUCUUCGAGGAUGUGUAUGAGCUCUGCGAGGUGAUCGGCAAGGGUCCAUUCAGUGUUGUACGGCGAUGUAUCAACAGAGAGACCGGACAACAGUUUGCUGUAAAGAUUGUCGAUGUAGCAAAGUUCACUUCAAGUCCAGGAUUAAGUACAGAAGAUCUAAAGAGAGAAGCAAGUAUCUGUCACAUGUUGAAACAUCCUCAUAUUGUUGAACUUUUGGAGACAUACAGUUCUGAUGGAAUGCUUUAUAUGGUUUUUGAAUUUAUGGAUGGUGCAGAUCUCUGCUUUGAAAUUGUAAAGAGAGCAGAUGCUGGUUUUGUAUACAGUGAAGCUGUAGCCAGUCAUUAUAUGAGACAGAUUCUGGAAGCACUACGCUAUUGUCAUGAUAAUAACAUAAUUCACAGGGAUGUGAAGCCACACUGUGUGCUACUUGCCUCAAAGGAAAAUUCAGCACCUGUAAAACUUGGAGGUUUUGGCGUUGCUAUUCAAUUAGGGGAAUCAGGACUCGUAGCUGGAGGACGGGUAGGAACACCUCAUUUUAUGGCCCCAGAAGUAGUAAAAAGAGAGCCUUAUGGAAAGCCUGUAGAUGUGUGGGGCUGUGGAGUGAUUCUUUUUAUUCUGCUUAGUGGUUGUUUGCCUUUUUAUGGAACAAAGGAAAGGUUAUUUGAAGGCAUUAUCAAAGGAAAGUAUAAGAUGAAUCCCAGGCAGUGGAGCCAUAUCUCUGAAAGUGCCAAAGAUCUGGUACGGCGCAUGCUUAUGCUGGACCCAGCGGAAAGAAUAACAGUUUAUGAGUCUCUCAACCACCCUUGGCUGAAGGAACGUGAUCGCUAUGCAUACAAGAUUCACCUUCCAGAAACUGUGGAGCAGCUGAGGAAAUUCAAUGCAAGAAGAAAAUUGAAGGGUGCAGUACUAGCAGCAGUAUCAAGCCACAAAUUCAAUUCUUUCUAUGGUGAUCCCCCUGAAGAACUGCCAGACUUCUCUGAAGACCCUACCUCCUCAGGAGCAGUUUCUCAGGUGUUGGACAGCCUAGAGGAAAUCCAUGCACUUACAGAUUGCAGUGAAAAAGACUUAGAUUUUUUACAUAGUGUUUUCCAAGAUCAGCAUCUUCAUACGCUACUAGAUCUUUAUGACAAAAUUAACACAAAAUCUUCACCACAAAUCAGGAAUCCUCCAAGUGAUGCUGUACAGAGAGCCAAAGAGGUAUUGGAAGAAAUUUCAUGUUACCCUGAAAAUAGUGAUGCAAAAGAACUUAAACGUAUUUUAACACAACCUCAUUUCAUGGCCUUACUUCAAACUCAUGAUGUGGUGGCACAUGAAGUUUACAGUGAUGAAGCAUUAAGAGUUACACCUCCUCCCACCUCUCCAUAUUUAAAUGGAGAUUCUCCUGAAAGCAUCAAUGGUGACUUGGACAUGGAGAAUGUAACAAGAGUACGAUUAGUUCAGUUCCAGAAAAACACAGAUGAACCCAUGACUUUAGAUUGUUUCUAUCGUCUAGCAAUUCUGUGUAUCUGA